Molecule: messenger RNA, 1551 nt
Organism: Aspergillus nidulans FGSC A4
Lineage: Eukaryota; Fungi; Ascomycota; Eurotiomycetes; Eurotiales; Aspergillaceae
Exons: 6
Coding region: 1-1551 (516 amino acids)
Source: RefSeq, a predicted model, not a curated record
AUGGCGCACUUGAUAAAGCUUACAUUCUUCUCUCUGUGGCUCAUUACUGCAGCUGUGGGCACAUUCGCCCCCUAUUACGGCAAUCUCACCUUCCAGCCACCCCGGACGCUGUCGAGCUGGUCGAAUCUAACCGUUGAGACCCAGACGGGCACAUUCAUCGGUGCGCUGAACGAUACUUAUCCUAAUGUGCGGCAGUUCUUGCGCGUGCCUUUCGCCAAGCCCCCCGUCGGCGACCUCCGCUGGCUUCCUCCUCAACGUCUCGAAAAGUCAUCGCGACGGUACGACUCGACUAGACAUGGUCCAGCAUGCCCGCAAUACGUCUCAUCCAGUGUAACCAACUACAACCACUACGCGCCUCCAAACCUGCUCGUUAAUCUGGGCGAGACUCUAGACGAAGGUGCAAUUGCAUGGUCCACCUCCGAAGACUGUCUCUCGCUAGCCGUCUGGACGCCCUCAUAUGCGGAUAAAACAUCGAAGCUUCCCGUCGCCUUGUUCGUGACCGGCGGCCAUGGACUCACCGGUGGGAUCGAUAUCCCUUCCCAGGUACCGGAGCAGUGGGUUUCGAGAUCGCAGGAGCACAUCGUUGUGACGAUCAAUUACCGGGUGAACAUCUUUGGGAAUCCGAAGUCUCGCGCCUUGAAGGAGACAUCGCUCUCCUUACUUGAUGUGCGCGCCGCCGUCGAAUGGGUCUCUGAGAACAUCGAGGCAUUCGGCGGCGAUCCCCAAAACAUCAUGCUUUGGGGCCAGUCUCAAGGCGCCGCUCUGACACACAUGUACACCCUCGCCUUCCCGUCAGAUCCUCUCGUCUCCAAAUUCGGUGUCCUGUCGCAGCCACCCUCGGUGACUGUCGACCUAACGACAGCAGCAACCACUGAUCCGUAUGCUGGAUUUGAUAUUGUUGCAAAAGCACUCGGCUGCAACUACGGCGACGAUGCUGAUGCUGAACUCGAAUGUAUGCGACAAGUGAGCUGGGUGCAGAUUGAGGAGUUCAUUAACCGCUAUACUGGCACGCCCGAGCUCGAUUUCUCAAACUAUAUUCCACGCUAUCUUGCCGGCAAAGUGGCUACGGGCCCAGAGAUCCGCUCCAACACGGCGAGCGAGAUGCCCACUACGAACAGAACGUCUACAGCCGAGACACAGAGACAGUGGCUUUGCAAAGGCGUUGAGGAAGCAAUGCUUCGAAAUAAAUAUGGUCUAGAUACCUAUCGGUACCUGUGGGCCGGGAACUUUAGCAAUAUCAGCCCCGAGCCAUGGCUUGGAGCGUUCCAUUGGUCUGAUCUGCUUAUGAUCUUCGGGACGUAUGAGAAGGACGUAGGAGAUGUUCCAAAAUUGGAGGUCGAUACCUCAGCUGCCAUCCAGGAUUUCUUUUUGGCGUUCUUGAAAGAUCCCGGCAGCCUGCAGAGGCGGGGAUGGCCACUGUAUGAGCCUGAUGCCGCCAAUGGCGGCUUCAUUAUGGAGUUUGGCAAGAAGACUGCGGCGAGGAAUAUUACAGGUGCGUAUCUUGAUGCUGGGUGCUAUAACAGUUCUGUGCCUAUGAGACUUUCUGGGUAA